UAUUUAUGUAGUGAACAUGAUGAAAUUGGGGAAGAUAAUUUUCUUGUUGGUUUUCUUCACGUGUGGUAUGAAAAAUGGCGCACAGGGAUAUUUGAUUGCAGUAAAAAAAGGUUACUAUGUUGAAGCUUGUCUUACUGAUGAAUUUGUCGGCUCUGAUAAAGAUCUUUUGGAUUUCAACGGAAAUCCACUAAUACUAGCAGGGCACGAUUGUAAUCUGGUUGUCGAAAACGGCUGCGAAUCUUGGAAUAUCGAAGGGACGUACUUGACCCCAAAUAUACAGAAUGGAUAUGAUUUAUACCCACCAGUUGAUGAUUUCCGCCUAAUCGAUAUUCCCAACUUUACUAACAAUCAAGGAAAGCUGAAAAGGGCUGCCUCAUUUAAUAGUUCGGAAGACGUACGACUCCUUUUUUCCGUUUUGGCAUCGUCUAGUGCACAAUUUCUAGUAUCGAAAAGCGAAAAACACGACGAGGGAUACAUCAUCGUGUUGGAUGGAUGGGGCGACCUACACAGAUCGUCAAUUCGAUAUUGCAAACCGUUUCCACUAACCAGAUACUCGUGUGAAGAAAAAAAAUCAAUUGAUAACAAUCCUAUAUUGAAAAAUGGCAAUGAGUGGAUUCCUGUCACAUUGGAAUAUCAGAAGACACAAAAAAUGGUCUCGGUGAACGUAGGCAACCUGACAAGUUUUUUACAAGCAGAAAUAACGCAAAAAGACUAUCUAAUUGUAAAAGCUAAGAACAACGAAUAUGCCGUGACCUUGAACAUAGCAGCUGGGAUUUAUCGAGGAAAAGGAAAACUUAAGUUUCACCAAUAUGAAGUUCUAAUGCCGAGGCAAAAGUUUUCAAAAAUUAGGACUUCAGUAAAAAAUAUCAGAGGCAAUUUGCCCAUUUGCGUGGACGUUAUUUUCUGGUUGUUCAGUGAUGAAAAAUUAAUACGCAACAAAGAAGUGUUUUCAAUGACAGUAUCGCGCCAAAAGUCUUCAAUUUUUAUAGGAAACGGGAAGUUCAACGGCAAAAAGAAUGAAUGGAAAAAAGAAAGAUUCACCUCUGAAAAUCGUAUUCAGAACGGGGACGUCAUUGAAUUAACAUUUCUCGACACUGAACUGACGAUCGGUGGGAUUAGAUUUUGUGCGAAAGAUACAAAGGGUGAUCUUAUUAUCAAGCCUAAGCAAAGGAUUCAGUCCUGUGACAUUUACUCUCACAUGGGAACCCCCAAAAGCAGGGAAGGAAGUCACAAAAAACUGGUGGAAGUAACAUCGAAUAAUAAGAUUUGCCAAAAUAUUGGUCUUGUAUCUUGCGUUGGUCUCAAGGCAUGUGACAGCAACGAAGAAUGCGCAUGUUUCCCCUCAUUCAGCGGUCAUUUUUGUGAAAAUGGUUGUGCAGCCAAAACGUACGGUUGGAAUUGUACUUUAAAAUCCGAUAAGUCCUGCGAGGGAGAUGAAAUCAAUUAUAAUGGAUCGUGCAGCAGAGGUUGUUUGCCUGGGUACAGAAGGCUGGAUUGCCUUGACAGAAUUCGUCAAAUAAAUCCAGAGCUAUCUGCCAUUGAUAUUGGACCUACUAAAAUUAGUCUUGAUAUGUGGAAACUUACAAAAAAUGACUCUUCCUUCAGCAGAAUUGCAAUACAAAUUAAGAGAAACAAAUCGGAAUCUUGGCACACUUCUGUUGACUACAAAAAUCCCUUGGCUCAGUUUGUCUCUAUUGAUGGCUUGAAGAAAAAUACCGCAUAUAAUUUACGACUUGUGCUCUACGACAUGGAUGGACAGUUUAAUGACAAAAAUUUGAAAGACAUUCAGUUUACCACCAAGCUCUGCCAGCCAAUUGAUAAUAGAAGCGUGGAAGUUAAAGUUGACCAACCGUUUUCUAUCCUCAUUAGAUAUGUAGCUGACAAUGAGACAUUACAGGAUUUUUGUAAAUUGGCACGACUUGACAUUUUAGACUCUGAAAAUCAAUUGGUUUUUGAAGAAGACAUUAUUGACACCCCUCUAAUCAGGAAUUUUAAUGAAUAUUCCUGUCACACAAAGUACAGCAUCAUUGUUUAUGGCGAGGAUAUGAGUAGUGUUGGUUUUCAGUUUCAACCUUGCUCUCAGAGAAGUAUCGGUGGAUUAUUAUGCAGACCUUGGUUAACAAUUAUUUUGGCCAUUUUUAUUCCAACAAUUGGAGUUCUGCUUGCUGCAGCCGGGACAAAACUUUUUUGCAAAAAUCGCGUGAAAAAGUUCUCGAGCGCUCCUGUAACAAUGCAGGAGCUUCUCAGGGAAACGCAAGAAUAUUUGGAAAUUCAGCCAGAAUUACAAACCCCAAAUGACGAAACUGAAACUAUACCAGACUCUGCGGUGAAAGUAAUGGAGCUUGAAAAAUACAUUGAAACUGCAAUUUCUUCUGGGCUUUUGAAGCAGCAGUUUCAGCAUCAACUUAAUGGCCAAACGCAGUCAUGGAGUGUUGGGGCUGAUCCAGCAAACGAAAAAAAGAAUAGAAAAUUAAAUGUGGCCGCAUACGAUCUUACAAGAGUCAUUCUGAAAGAGCUGCCAGGCGAACAAAACUCCGAUUAUAUUAACGCUAAUUUCAUUGACGGCUAUCAGCAUUCUAAGGCGUACAUUGCUACUCAAGGGCCAUUGGAGCACACCGUGGACGAUUUUUGGCGCAUGAUUUGGCAGGAAAAAGUUACUCAAAUCGUUAUGGUAACAAAUCUGGAGGAAGACGGAAAGAUAAUGUGUUCGAAGUAUUGGCCGGAUGCAGGCCAAGAAGUUAAUUGUGGAAUUGUUUGCGUUAGAAAUCUGGACGAGGAAAUACACGCCGACUAUAUUGUUCGCUCGAUGUAUAUUUCCGUUUCCCAAGAAAGCAAAUUGGUUCAACAUUUGCAAUUCACAAGUUGGCCAUUAAAUGACGUUCCAAGCUACCCGCAAACAGUCUCUGCGUUUGUUGAAAAAAUAAAGCAGUUCAAAUCUCGAGGGCCAAUCACUGUGCACUGUGGUGCUGGAGACGGUCGAACUGGCACAAUCAUUCUGAUCCAUUCGUGCCUUAGAAUGGCAUGCAAGUAUGGAUUUAUUGACGUCUUUAAAUUGUUUAGACAAAUGCGAUCACAAAGAGCCUAUCUAGUGGAAAGCUUGGAACAGUACGAAUUUGUUCAUUUCGUGCUGCUUGAGGCGAUCACGAUUCCCAAAUUCCAGAUCCCUUGUUCUGCGUUUGCUCUUGAACACGAAAAUCUUUUGGACCAAAAUAAAAGGAAAAUGACUUUGGUAUUUGACAGAUUGUCCAAAAUUUGCGACAAAGAUUGGCAGAGAGCAGAGAAGGAAUCUGCAAAGUACAAUGACAAAAGCAAGAAUCCCAUUGCAUCAUCUUCUAGCAUUGUUCCUCUAUUUCCUCUCGGACGAUUUUCUGAAAUGGACGCGGUGUUUGUUGACGGUUACAAGCGUAAAAAUCAGUUCAUCUCUACUCAAUUGCCGGUGGAAAAUACGUUGGCGGAUUUUUGGCAAAUGAUAAUACAGCACAACGUGGAUCAAAUCAUUGUUCUGACGGAGUCAAAAUCCUCAAACGUGGUUUUCUUUCCAUCUCUGAAAAGAAAGUUUGUUUAUGACAAUCUACAAAUUAUGUCUGUUAUGGAACAAGAAACAGAAUUUGGAAACGAGCAUUCGUUUAGGAUACUUGUGGUCAAAAUUUUCAAUCCAAUUUUUAGUUUCCUUACAUUUAAACCCGAUUUUCAGGAAGACAAAGUGAAAAGACUUUUGAAAAUGACAAUUCUGCAUGGUUGGAAAAAAGGAAAUGUGACUGGACCAGGCGCUGAAGCUCUCCUCAAGUUGUGGGAGCAAAAAAUGAGCAAUGCGAUCAUGAGGACGACUGCAGUUGUUUGCCAGGACGGCGUGACUGAAAGUGGUCUUUUCCUUGGCAUUGGUAUUUUAGUGGAGAAAAUGAAGUUGGAGCAACAGGUGGAUGUCGCAUUUGCAAUGCGCUGUUUGCGGAAAUCCAGACCUGCAUUUCUGGCUCUAUUUGACCAGUUUGAAAUGCUUUUUGAAGCUGCCAAGGUGUACUUGCAGUUGUUUGACACAUAUAAAAAUUUCAACGAUUGAAAUUUAAUAGAUUUACUACUUACAAUAUUAAAUAGAAUACUUCCUAGGGACAUGGUAUAACAUGACUUAGUAACAUUACAGUGACUUGAUUGUUUUUUACCCAAUAUAAUUACAUUUUUUAAAGAAUAAUGAUAUUAUGCUUGAAGUUUUAUAUUUGAAUAAGUAAAUCAACAUUUUUUUUCAUCAUAAAUGAACAUUAUUUCUAUUUAAAACUUUAUUUAAAUUUCAAUUAAUUUAUUUUCCUCCGAUCAAGUAAGAACAAUCACUUGUAAAAAAUUGGUUAGUAGAAAAGUAGGCACACAUAUGCUAGUGAAUAACUGACUGAAGCUCAUAGCCGAUUAUUUAACAAGAGCGCAGGCGAUUCCCGACUACUCGCCGCACUUCGGAGGAAAAAAAUAAAUUUUUUUAACAUGCUUUUUGCACAAUUUCAAAUAUUUUAUUAUGGUUCGAGUGUAGUAUGAACUGUAAUAAAUUUUUUAUCCUCAUAAAUAUCUUCAAUCGCUAUACAUUUUUCUGUUGUUAGAAAGUAAAAACAACUAGAGGUUGUAAAAAUAAAGUGAGAUGAAACUACAUUUUUUAUAAUAAAUUUAUUGAUUGCAAAUUUAAAAGCAAGACUUCUAACAUGAAUGCUGUGAAUUAUGGGUAGAAUUUUGUAAGUAAUUUAAUUUUAAUUUUUAUGCCAUAUUUACAAUUAUGGAGCAAGGAUUCCAUAUUUUUGCAUAUUAAAAAUUUUUGUUUAAACUGUUGUACGAAAAAAUGUGCAAUUGUAAUUGUUGCUGAAGGAUAUUGUAUAAUGUACAAUAAACAAACAGUUACU
Molecule: messenger RNA, 4874 nt
Organism: Neocloeon triangulifer
Lineage: Eukaryota; Metazoa; Arthropoda; Insecta; Ephemeroptera; Baetidae
Product: receptor-type tyrosine-protein phosphatase C-like
Exons: 24
Coding region: 17-4057 (1346 amino acids)
Biological process (GO): protein dephosphorylation
Molecular function (GO): protein tyrosine phosphatase activity
Source: RefSeq, a predicted model, not a curated record